AUGUAUGCUGUGACUGGUAGUGAUGAGGAUGACUGUUACCGGUGUUUCCCGCCCGACCCGGGCAUUGGUACUGCUGCGUCAGGUACUAGUGAGGCUGCUGCUCUAGGUGCCAGUGCGUCUGUGCUCUCAGGUACUGGUGAGUCUGCCCUCUCAGGUACUGUGUCGGCUUCGGCCUCUCACACCUUCACACUUGACUCUGGAGCGUCUCGCUCCUUCUUUCGGGACCGCACUACUCUCACGCCGCUGAGUCGGCCGGUUGCGGUGUCCCUGGCUGACCCCUCUGGGGGGCCUGUCCUGUCUCGCUUCUCCACGUUACUUCCGUGUCCGGCGGCCCCCUCUGGCACCCUGUCUGGUCUCUACCUCCCCUCGUUCUCUACGAACCUGGUGAGUGGUGCUGACCUACAGGAUGUGGGGGUCCACCAGUUCACUCCUGCUAGUCAGCGGGUGACACACUGCACAGAGGCUAGCACAGAUCGCCACCUGGCUACGUUUACACGUCAGCCAGGGUCGAGCCUGUACACACUGACCACUGCUUCUCCUCCCGGUGCUGAGUCUGGUAGAGUCCCUUUGUCUGGUCAGGGGCGCCAGCGUGCUGCCCCUCACUCCUCCCAGUUUCCUCCGACAGAGGCCACGCUGCAGACGCUUCACAUGGACGUGUGGGGCCCAGCCCGCGUCCGUGGACAGGGUCAGGAGCGCUACUUCCUGCUCGUUGUUGACGACUACUCGCGUUACACCACAGUCUUCCCCUUGCGCAGCAAGGGUGAGGUUACUGAGGUACUGAUCGACUGGAUCCGCGCAGCUCGUCUUCAGCUCAGGCAGAGCUUUGGCUCCGACUUUCCUGUGUUGCGUCUGCACUCUGACAGAGGCGGAGAGUUCUCCUCUGGCCUUCUGCGUGCCUACUGUUGGGCGCGAGGCAUCCACCAGUCCUUCACGCUUCCGGACUCCCCGCAGAAAAAUGGGAUUGCUGAGCGCCGCAUUGGCAUGGUCAUGGACGUCGCCCGUACGUCCAUGAUGCAUGCGGCUGCCCCCCAUUUUCUGUGGCCGUUUGCGGUCAGGUACGCAGCGCAUCAGAUCAACCUCCACCCCAGGGUCUCCAGGCCGGAGACCUCCCCAGCCCUGCUGUGGACGGGGAAGGUUGGCGAUGCGUCGGCGUUCCGGGUCUGGGGAUCUCGGGCGUUUGUCCGCGACUUGUCUGCGGACAAGCUAUCCCCUCGCGCUGCUCCCUGCGUCUUCCUAGGGUUCCCCCCCGACGCCCCCGGGUGGCAGUUCUACCACCCCUCCUCUCGACGUGUUCUGUCCUCCCAGGACGUCACGUUUGACAAGUCGGUACCCUACUACCGCCUCUUCCCCUACCGCACUCCGUCCCUCCCCCCACCCCUGCUCUUCUUGGUACCAGGUCCCCCCCCGGUAGUCCCCCUCCCCCCUCAGGGUCCUGCCCCUUCAGGUGUGUCCCAGGUAGACGCGGUCGAGCCUGUCGAGGUCACUGGUGACUCUGGUGCUGCUGCGGGAGCUGAGCCUGGGGGUGCGGAGUCUGGGGGUGCUGAGCCUGGGGGUGCUGAGCCUGGAGGUGCUGAGCCUGGGGGUGCUGUGCCUGGGGGUGCUGAGCCUGGAGGUGCCGAGCCUGGGGGUGCUGUGCCUGGGAGUGGUGUGCCGAGGGGUGCUGAGCCUGGGGGUGCUGAGCCUGGGGGUGCUUCGUCUCGCCGGGAGCCACUCUCCCCACAGGAGCUGCGUGAGUGGUUUGCCAGGCGCUGGAGGCGUGCUGCUGGUGCUGGUGGUUCUUCGGCUGCAGAGGGUACUGCUGCCGCGCGUCCCGGCGGUGCUCGUCCUGUGGGUGCUGGAGCUGCUGUGUCUGCGAGUUCUCCUGGAGCUGGUGCUGCUGAGGGUGUUGGCGCUGAGCCUGCCGCUGGCGGUCCGACUGACAGUGCUCCUGGUGCUGCUGCUGGAGGUUCUGGAGCUUCUGGUGGUGCUACUGGAGUGGGUGCUCCUGCCGGGGGUGCUGGUGCUGUUCCUGCUGUUUCUGGCGUCGCCGCGCGGCCCCGACCGUACUUCGUUCCGCUCCUGCAGCAGGUUCUUGGUCUUCCACCUCCUCCUCCUCCCUUAGAGGGUCCGCAGCCUGUCCGGUCACAGCCACAGCUACAGCCUGCCUCCCCUUUGCCUGCUCCUUCUCCCUACGCUGGUCCGACUGGAGGUCUUACGGAGCGUCGUGAGCCUGCGUCUCGUCCUGCGUCGCCUGUUCGUACUGAGCGCGCUAGUGGUCGCGGGUCGCGUCAGCGUCCUCCUCCUGUCCCUAGCACGCACCGGAUGUCACUGCGUCCGUCCACUGCUCCUCUGCGUGCCCCUUUGCCUUCUCCUCCUGCUUCCUCUCUUCCUGCUCUUGCCGACCCGGAGUCGGACUCUCUUCGUGCUGCCAGUCCUACUGUCACGCGUCUCCUUGCUACUGCUGUCACUGACCCUUCCUUCGAGUCGUCUGCUGCGUCUGCCCUUGUCACUGAGCUUGUCGACUUUGCUGCGCGCUGUCGUCUAGACUACGCUGCCAGUCUUGUCGCUGAGUCUGAGUCUGCCUGUCCUCCGUCCGUCGGGGGUGAGUGUGCCCUCGGCACGGACGUCCUUGAGGACAGGCAGGAGGAGUUCCAGUGUCUGGCCGCCGCUUCACCCCAUCUUGCGUCUGUACUGCUAGCCCCUGAGGGAGACCCGGAUGCACUUGACAUCCCGACUCCGCGCUCUUACGCGGAGGCGAUAGAGGGUCCCUACUCCUCUCAGUGGCAGGCAGCUAUGGAUGCAGAGAUGGCUUCCUGGAAGUCCACAGGCACCUACGUCGACGCUGUCCCCCCUCCUGGGGCGAACAUCGUCAGUGGCAUGUGGAUUUUCAGGGUGAAGCGGCCGCCGGGUUCUCCGCCUGUCUUCAAGGCGCGUUACGUGGCUCGUGGCUUCAGUCAGCGGCAGGGGGUUGACUACUUUCAGACCUUCUCCCCCACCCCGAAGAUGACCACUCUUCGGGUUCUGCUGCACGUUGCUGCUCACCGUGACUACGAGCUGCACUCUCUCGACUUCAGCACAGCUUUCUUGCAGGGCAGCCUGCACGAGGAGAUCUGGCUGCGCCGCCCACCUGGCUUCACUGGGUCUUUCCCUCCUGGUACCCAUUGGAGUCUCCGGCGUCCAGUCUACGGUCUCCGCCAGGCGCCACGUGAGUGGCACGACACACUGAGGACUACACUCGCGGCACUUGGGUUUGCUCCGUCUACUGCCGACCCGUCACUGUUUCUGCGCACCGACACCUCUCUGCCGCCGUUCUACAUCCUCGUGUACGUCGACGACUUGGUCUUUGCCACAGCUGACACUGCUGAACUCGCCUACGUGAAGUCCGAGCUGCAGAAGAGACAUACGUGCACUGACCUGGGUGAACUGCGUAGCUACCUUGGCUUGCAGAUCACCCGGGACAGAGCGCGCCGCACCAUUACCCUGACUCAGUCACACAUGGUGCAGCAGGUCCUUCAGCGCUUCGGCUUCACAGUCGAGUGGCCCGUACCCAGAGCUUGUUGGCUGCCUCAUGUACCUGAUGACCUGCACACGUCCUGA
Molecule: messenger RNA, 3576 nt
Organism: Closterium sp. NIES-65
Lineage: Eukaryota; Viridiplantae; Streptophyta; Zygnematophyceae; Desmidiales; Closteriaceae
Source: the annotation of a GenBank genome assembly